Molecule: messenger RNA, 5197 nt
Organism: Toxotes jaculatrix (banded archerfish)
Lineage: Eukaryota; Metazoa; Chordata; Actinopteri; Toxotidae
Gene: adam15
Product: ADAM metallopeptidase domain 15
Exons: 25
Coding region: 424-3366 (980 amino acids)
Biological process (GO): proteolysis; innate immune response; integrin-mediated signaling pathway
Molecular function (GO): metalloendopeptidase activity; integrin binding
Source: RefSeq, a predicted model, not a curated record
AGUUAGCUCCAGGUAUAAACACGGGCGGUCCGGUGUUCCCCGGUAACGAGCUGUUUUCAGGCCUGUCGGGACGGACGAACGGUGUCCCGACGAACUCAGUCGACAUAAACCGACCCACUCCACCCGGUGCUAACGCUCAUUUUGGGCGAGCGAAACUGUUUUUGCCAGAACUGCGCAGAUUCUGGACCGGAGGACCGGGCUGUCCUCUCGCUACAUAGUCACUUCCCCGCCUGUCGUCCGGUGUCGGCCGUUCUGACCCACUCCUUGCUGUGGAUGUUACCAGGAAAAGAAGCGCCAUGGAGUUCCGGUGGAGCCUCCCCCGGUGCUCCGACACGGUGAGGUAACGGGAGCGGGACGGGGUUACCUCACAUAUACUCAUCUCACAGCAGCAACCUGUUGCCGGUGACCGGUGACUCAGGGAGGAUGCGCGGAUCCGCCGCAACGUUACUGGUGCUGCUGCUGCUCAGCGGCCGCCCUGCGUUCACCGUCUGCAGGUCCCUGAACGCACCACAGGACGGAGGGGUUCUGCCUCCGGACGGGCAGGCGGACGGUACCGACGGUCUGACCGCAACAGUGACAGGUGUGGACAGAUGGCGGCGUCCCCUGCUGGAGAAGACUCGUCCCUUUAUCCUGGUGGACGGACAGAGACGAAGCCUCGCGGAAGCUUUACAGGACGGUCACCCUGACAGGCUGCAGUGUGGACUGCAGGUGGGAGGACGACUCUUCCUGCUGGACCUGGAGAAGAACCACGACCUGCUGCCCAAACCGCCCAGCGUCUUCUACUACCUGCCCAACGGUACCGGAGUGUCCGUGAAAGCCGAUCCUGUGACUCACUGUUAUUACCACGGCAGCGUCAGAGGUUUCCCUCAGUCCAGAGUGGCCCUGAGCACCUGCUCCGGACUCCGAGGCGUCAUCGCCAUCAACUCCACUCUGAGCUUCGAGCUGCAGCCGCAGGACGACGGCUACCAUCCCCAACACCUCCACGCACACCAGCGGGGGGAGGGGGAGGAGGGGGCAGGGGGGGAGAGUGGAGGAGAGGGGAGCGGGGGAAGUGGAGGAGGAGGAGGUGAAGAAGAAGGAGUUCACCUACUAUUCUCCACCAGCCCUCUGGAGGGCGACAGCGCUGGAGGCUGCGGGGUUUCCCACGCCUCUGUGCCCCCCAUCUACAGCUCCACACACACACACAGGAGGAAGAGAGACAUCCUGUCAGAGACCAAAUACAUCGAGCUGGUGCUGGUGGCCGAUCACCAGGAGUUUGUAAAUUACCAGAAGAACAACAAGACCAUCAUCUACCGCAUGCUGGACGUGGCCAACCAGGUGGACUGGUUCUACCGUCCUCUGAACGUCCGAGUGGCGUUGACUGGUCUGGAGAUCUGGAGCGAUCGAGAUAAGAUCCGCGUGGAGAAGAGUCCGACGGACACCCUCAACAGCUUCCUGGAAUGGAGAACCAGAGAACUGCUGCCGCGCCUUCGCCAUGACAACGCCCAGCUCAUCAUGGGUGGGUCUUUUGACGGCACCACAGUGGGGAUGGCGUCCCAGUCGUCCAUGUGCUCCAGAGACAGGUCUGGUGGAGUCAACGUGGAUCACCUGGUCAGUGUUUUGGGCGUGGCCUCCACUGUCGCUCAUGAGCUCGGUCACAAUCUGGGGAUGAGCCAUGACACCGCCGAACGCCGCUGCUCCUGCCAGAAUGAACCGCGGCUCGGAGGAUGCAUCAUGGAACCAUCAACUGGGUUCAUGCCGGGUCAGCAGUUCAGCAGCUGCAGCGCCGCAGACCUGUCCGUCAGCCUGCUGCAUGGAGGCGGCAUGUGUCUGUUCAACGUGCCGCAGCCGGACAGUCUGCUGGGAGGACCUCGCUGUGGAAACCUGUACGUGGAGAGAGGAGAGGAGUGUGACUGCGGCCUCCUGGAGGAGUGCGACGACCCCUGCUGUAACGCCUCCACCUGUCAGCUGGUCCCUGGAGCUCAGUGUUCGUCUGAUGGCAUCUGCUGCCAGGACUGUAAGUUGCGGGCGGCGGGCUCGGUUUGUCGCGAGCCGCUCGGAGAAUGCGACCUCCCCGAGUUCUGCACCGGCUCCUCCCCCCACUGUCCCCCCAAUGUCUUCCUGCAGAACGGAGAGCCCUGCGAGGACGGCGCUUCCUACUGCUACGGAGGAGUCUGCGCCAGCAUGCACACCCAGUGCCAGAUGCUGUGGGGACCCAACGCCACCAGCGCUCCCGCCGUCUGCUUCUCAUCAGUCAACAAACAGGGGAACAAAUACGGAAACUGUGGUCAGCUGACCAACGGCUCCUACGUCCCCUGUGGGAACUCUGACGUUCACUGCGGCAGGAUCCAGUGUCAGGGAGGGAGGGAGCGCCCCCUGCUGGGCACCAACGCAGAGAUCCUGACCACCACGGUCCGCUUCAACCACAGCGACCUGGUCUGCAGAGGAACCUUCUUCCACCUGGGCGAUGAUGUGUCCGACCCCUCCACCGUGGCCCAGGGCACUGCCUGUGGCCCUGGAAAGGCCUGUUUGAACCAGAAGUGUCAGGACGUGUCGGUGUUUGGCGUGGACGAGUGUCACAGGAAAUGCAGCGGUCACGGGGUGUGUAACAGUAAUAAGAACUGUCACUGUGAUGUGGGCUGGGCUCCACCUGACUGCAGGUACUCUGGUCAUGGAGGCAGCGUGGACAGUGGCCCGGCCAGAGCUGCUCCAGGGUCUGACCCGGUGCGAGUCGCCCUGCUCGUCAUCUUCCUCUUCAUCCUGCCGGUGGUCCUCCUCUUCCUCGCUCUUCGCUUCCCUCGUCUCCGUCGGAGUCUCCUCUGUCUGGGACCAAACAGCCCGUUUCACAAAGCUCGACAACACAACCGAACUCCGGUGAUGGAGCGAGUGGACGGCAGGAAUGGGGAGCAGGUCCGACCGCUGAGGUACCACCUGAACCCACAGGCUGACAUCCCACUAACCCCGCCCCACAAAGAGGUUCAUGACAGACCUGCUCCUCCCACUAAGCCACUCCCCCCUGACCCCACCCUAAAAUCCCCAUCACAGUGUGUUAAACAGCGACCGGCCCCCCCCAGCAAGCCUCUGCCCCCCGACCCCCCCACCCCCACCAGCCAGCAGCUGGUGAGUCGACCAGCUCCGCCCAACAAGCCGCUCCCACCCAACCCCGUCACACCUGGACAGGUUCCUGUUCCACUCAAACCUAUGGUGCCCAGAAAGCCCCGCCCUCUGGCCCACCCCCACAUCCCCCCUCCCCCUGGCUACGCCUCCAACACCAAACCUCCACCACACGGAGCCGUCGCACCUGCAGCCGUUCCCAACAGGCGGCCUCCCGUUCCCCCGAUUCGACCCACAAUCCCUCAGAGAGUCGAGACCUCGCCGCCUCUUUAACCUGAUGAUUGUGAGUUUGAAAGCUGUUGAAGAGGGACUGAAGAUGAGGAAGAUGAUGGUGACUUCAUGAUCAGUCAUCGGAUUUCUCAUUUCAGUAAUGCAUCUCCAAAGUUCAGUGCCUUGCUCAGCGGCACCUCGGCAGUGACGGUGCCGUCACUCGGAAAUCGAACCUGCAACAUUUAACAUGAUUUUCACAUUAAAGUGUCUUGGUAUCAUAAAACAGCGCCCCCUGGAGGCAGCAGGGGGCUCAGUGCCUUGCUCGAGGACCCCUGGACGGGGAUCAAACCUGUGAUCAAAGUAGAGACUACUGAGUGUUGCUGAGUGUUUCCCAAACUGUGGUUGAGGGCCCUCUGCAGGACCGUGAGGAGGUUCCUCUGCAGAUGCAGGAUGUUUUUCAGUGAAGUGACAGAACGCAGGACAUUUUUAUUCCUUCGUCCCGUGGGAUUAGAUCCUCGUGAAAGGAGACGAAACCUUUUUCUGAUGGACUCAACUCAACGACCCGAUGGGGCGAACCUUCACUGAAAGGUGUUUGGGAUCUGAAUCUCCACAAACUGAGACUUUAACUUUUUUCUUGUAAUAUAUUUCAAAUAUAUUUUGAUUUUAUUCUUGAAAUCUGUUUUUUUUUAUGCUCCAUCGCACGGAUCAUCUCUGUGACUGAACUUUUCUCGCCUUCGCUGUCGUGGCCAAGAAACUGCUGGAAACCCGACGAGGGUCUCUGCCUUACCAGGAGGAACCGGUUCUGUCGCAGGAACCCUGUCUGUUUCUGCCGGAUCAGGAUUUUAUUUUUCUAACCUGCCCGGAGCUUUUUGUCGGAGACAGCUGGGACUGUUCGCUGCGAGUCCGUCCACUGUUUGUAAAGUUACGCCAAAGACAGGGUUCAGACCGUGUGGAUCACAGACGCUGUGCGAUUCCUCCUCUGUCACAUCAGACCAACAGUUUGUAUUGAAGAGUGAUGAUUGGCUCUCAGCACCUUCCUCUGACACAGGUGCAGGUUUUACACAGGUGAAUGUGGUUUUAAUACACAAAGUGCUGCUUAUGUCAGAGCUGCCUGAGUUAAUGUCUCAGUGUGGCAUCUAAACAAAACACCACAGUACAGAAGCUUCAGGACGUCCUCAGACCCCGUCACCCUUUGUGUUGUAGACCCGUCCAAAGACCAGGUCAUGACGUCCACUGACCUCAUGACUUGGUUUUUGUCCUGAUGUUCGGUGUGAAUUGUUCAGUUUGACACUAAAUUAGCAAAAUUUCUAAAAACAUGUUUUCACUUUGUCAGGAUGGAUUAUUGAGUUAGAUCGACAGGCAGUACGGCCGCUUCAUCCGUUUACAGUAACGAGCGGCACGACGACGUGGCGCAGCUGUUCAACAGCAGCCAGCGUCGUCAGGUGGUCGUCAGGCGUCGUCAGGUGGUCGUCAGGCGUCUUCAGGUGGUCGUCUGGUGGUCGUCGGCGUAAAGACGAGCGUUUUUCAAAUCCCUGAGUUUUAUGGUUUGUGGUUUGAACCCAAGAGGACAACAACAGAAUAACUGCACCGUCAGAUGUCCACCUGCUGAAAUCGUGGACACUUGUUUUGUGAGUGUUAGUGGACUCACCUCAGAGUGACACAGGAGCAGUGUGUCCAGAGACAAAACCCGAGGACUCAGCCUCAGAUUUAAAUCAGUUCUCACCUGUGGAACUGUCCUAGUCUUAUCAAACCCACCUGAGUGGAAGCAGAGCUGAAUGUUUGCACCCGACGAUCCUUAAAUCCUCUGAGCGUUUCCGACUGAUUGAUUUAUUGGCUGAUUGAUUGAUUGGUGUCUGUGCUGUGUGGGAAACCACCUCAAUAAAACAGACUUUCU